Eleginops maclovinus (Patagonian blennie) is the source of this 1677-nucleotide messenger RNA. Its product is annotated as granulocyte colony-stimulating factor-like. The record is from RefSeq and is a predicted model, not a curated record. The coding region runs from base 94 to 705 and encodes 203 amino acids. Gene Ontology annotation, biological process: positive regulation of myeloid cell differentiation. Gene Ontology annotation, molecular function: cytokine activity. Lineage: Eukaryota; Metazoa; Chordata; Actinopteri; Perciformes; Eleginopidae. The transcript is spliced from 5 exons.
CCCCCCCCCCCCCACCGCUGCCCGCAGAUAAAAGGUGCAAACCAGUGCAGAUGGAACAACCAACUGGAGCACCGACACACCGAUACCUGAGACAUGAAGCCCGCCACAGUCGCCGCCCUGCUGUACUGCUUCCUGUUGGUCGGUUUAACCCGAUCUGUUCCCGUCAGCUCCGCCCCCCUGGCGCUCCGUGCCGCGGCCGAGCGAGCGAAGACGCUGGUGGAGAAAAUUCUGAAAGACGUUCCCGCCGUGCACGCUGCCGCUGUCACCACCGAGGGUCUGACCCUCGACCCCUCCCCAACUACAAACCUGCAGAUGAUGGUGACCUCGCUGGGCAUCCCCCCUGCCCCCGUUCUCAAGCCUCCGUCAGAGCAUUUCACCCUGGCUGUGUGUGUGAGUCGCAUGUCAGCCGGCUGCCAGCUGUACCAGGGGCUGCUGGGAGAUUUAUCAGAGAGGCUGAGCGGCCUGUCAGACCUGGGAGCCGACCUAAGAGACCUGCACACACACAUCAACAAGAUGAAGGAGGCGGCUCAUCUCGGGGGCGGCGGCGAGGAGCAUCAGAGCGUGGACCUGGCCUCCCGUCUCCAUGGUAUCUACGAAGUACAGGUGGCUGCGCACCUGACGCUGACACAGCUCCGAUCGUUCUGUCACGACCUCAUCCGCAGCCUGAGGGCAGUCGCCGCCUACAGGCCGCCUGGGAAACGCUAAGCCCCGCCCACCACCUACAGGCCACCACGGAAACGCUAAGCCCCGCCCACCACCUACAGGCCACCACGGAAACGUUAAGCCCCGCCCACCACCUACAGGCCGCCUGGGAAACGCUAAGCCCCGCCCACCACUUACAGGCCACCACGGAAACGCUAAGCCCCGCCCACCACCUACAGGCCGCUGGGUAAACGCUAAGCCCCGCCCACCACCUACAGGCCACCACGGAAACGCUAAGCCCCGCCCACCACCUACAGGCUACCACGGAAACGCUAAUCCCCGCCCACCACCUACAGGCCACCACGGAAACGCUAAGCCCGGCUCAACACCUACAGGCUGCCUGGAAAACGCUAAGCCCCGCCCACCACCUACAGCCCACCACCUACAGGCCACCACGGAAACGCUAAGCCCCGCCCACCACCUACAGGCCGCCUGGGAAACGCUAAGCCCCGCCCACCACCUGCAGGCCACCACGGAAACGCUAAGCCCCGCCCACCACCUAAACAAUGCUCCGAGCAAGUCUGAGCCUAUACACACACACACACACACACACACACACACACACACUGCUGUUAGAGGCUCCUCUCUGUCAUCAUGAUCAGUUUUGUACAUUUUAUACUUUUUAAACAACAGAUUUGGGAUUUUUACUUAGUAAUGUGCAAAACAAAAUCUUUAUAAUUGUUAAUAAUAAUAGUUCAAAGCUUUAUAUUUAAAAGUAUUUUUGGUCAGGAUUGUUUUUACAGAAUUCAAAAGCUUUUAUUGUGAAACAAACAGGAAGUCAGAGUUCCUGUUUGUUCAUGUAAAUGAAUGUCUUAAAGAGCUUUUAAAAUAAGUCAUAUUUAUUUAUUUGUAUUUAUAACGGACAUUUGUUAUUUAUGCUAAAAUGUUAUUUUUAUUUCUGUUUUAACUUUUGAUCUUUAUUUAUAUUUGUUUAAAGUAUUUCUCUACAGUUGUUAUUAUUAUUGUGUAUUGUUC